Molecule: messenger RNA, 2805 nt
Organism: Eurypyga helias (sunbittern)
Lineage: Eukaryota; Metazoa; Chordata; Aves; Eurypygiformes; Eurypygidae
Gene: SEC16B
Product: SEC16 homolog B (S. cerevisiae)
Exons: 24
Coding region: 1-2805 (934 amino acids)
Biological process (GO): Golgi organization; autophagy; COPII vesicle coat assembly
Cellular component (GO): endoplasmic reticulum exit site; ER to Golgi transport vesicle membrane
Source: RefSeq, a predicted model, not a curated record
AUGGACCCCCGGGCCCCUGCCUGGCCACCCCAGCUGCGGGAGAGGCAGCUCCUCCGCCCAGGGCCCCCACCUUGGCCUGGCUUCUGGGACAGGGGCCACCUCCCUGGCCACUCCUGGGAGGAGGGCCACCAGCCCCGAAGGGACACUUGCAGACCAGCUUCCUGGGCUGAGUACUAUGAAAGUGGCUACCCCAACAGGCCAUACUCCAGGCAAGGAUACGAAGAUGCCCACUGGCAGUAUCUGGCAGCCAGCCAUGGGGGUGACUAUGACUAUGAAAGCCACCAGUGGCAGCCAGUGGCCUGGAAGGAUGACAGAGACCUGAGACAAGGAGAGCCUUACAGCAAGAGUACCAAUUACUGGAAGCAGCACUACUACAGGGGCUACCACCCCAACUUGGCUGUGCCCCACCUGGGGCACAACAGGACGCAAACCUACAACUCCUAUGAGGAGAGCUACGACCCGGUUGCCCAGCAGGAGUGGGCAGGGGGAGAAAGCUUCUGUAGCAAUUUGGGGGACCCCAGCAGUCAGCCCCAAGAGCCCAGCCUGCUCCUGCAGUACCGUGAGACGGGGCUCAGCUCCAGCAGCUAUGAGCUCAGCCAGUACAUCCAUGAUGGUGCUGACCACUACGACCCUGUGCUUUCAGGGACCUGGAGCCCGGCACAAGCAGGGGGGCCCUUGGCAUCCACCCUGGCCCCAGAGGUACCCCUCAAGUUCUUGCUGCCACAUGUGGCGGUGUGCUUUGGAGCCAGAGGACAGCUGGUGCUGGUGUGCCCCCACCGCCCUGACGAGGGACAGCUAGCCCUCGUCGAGCUACACAGCCUGGAGGCAGUCCUUCAUGACAUGAAAGAGCUGGAGGAGCUACAGGCCUUCCCAGGGCCCCUGACCAGGGAAGAUCUGCACAAGGUGGAUGUGAUGACAUUUUGCCAGCAGAAGAUAGCCACAAGCUGUGAUCCUUCAACACAGAGGGGCAGAGAUUCAGCUCUUCUCUGGAAAUUCCUGGUCCUUCUCUGCCAGCAGAAUGGGUCCAUGGUGGGCUCGGACACGGCUGAGCUGCUGAUGCAAGACUGCAGGCGCCAGGAGAAGUACAAGAGGCAAAUCCCUGCAACAAACCUGAUCAGCCUGACGGAUGAUGAGUGGGUGUCGUGUCAGCCGGGGACACUGGACCUCAUCACAGGGGAGGUUUCUCCCGUUGUGGAGACACAGGCACAGAUAGUGGAGAAGUUCACAAAGCUCCUCUACUAUGGCAGGAAGAAAGACGCUCUGGUCUGGGCCAUGAGAAACCAGCUGUGGGGCCAUGCUCUCUUCCUCUCCAGCAAGAUGGACCCUCGGACCUACAGCUGGGUGCUCACUGGGUUCACCAGCACACUGGCCACCAACGACCCCCUGCAGACCCUCUUCCAGCUCAUGUCAGGAAGGAUCCCCCAGGCAGCCCUGAGCUGUGGUGAUGCCACGUGGGGAGACUGGAGGCCCCACCUGGCCGUGAUGUUGUCCAACAAGGUUGGAGACAUGGAGCUGAACCACCGAGCCAUCGUCACCAUGGGAGACACGUUGGCUGGUAGGGGAGCAGUCGAAGCAGCUCAUUUCUGCUACCUGUUGGCAGAUAUUCCUUUUGGUUACUUCGGAGCAAAGGCAGAUCGCAUGGCUCUGCUGGGCAGCAGCCACCGUCAGGUGUUCACCCAGUUUGCCAGGACAGAGGUCAUCCAGCGGAUGGAAAUCUUUGAGUACUGUCAGCAACUACGACAGCCCGAAUCCUUCCUGCUCCCCUUUCAGGCGUACAAGCUCCUCUAUGCCUCUCGCCUGGCCGACUACGGGCUCCCAGCUCAGGCCCUGCAAUACUGCGAGCAGAUCGCCACAGCGCUCCUGGGCCAGGAUCCGGCCAGCCACCCUGUCCUGGCCCAGCAGGUGAUGAAGCUAGCCGAGCGGUUGAAGCUCUCUGACCCGCUGCUCCUGGAGAUGCCAGAGCAGGACCAGAUGCUGGAGCCCGACUGGCUGGUACAGCUGCGAGCCUGCUGCGGGGAGUGGGAGGUGGAAGAUGACCUCCUUCCAGAGGUAGCACUUGGUCAGCCAGGGCUCUCCUGGGCUGCUGCAUCGAUGGCAGAUGCCCAUGAGCUUGCCCAGAGUGAAGGCUACCAGUGUGAUGAGUGGUACCAGCCUGUGCCAUCCCAGGCACCCAGCUCCCACGAAGAAGUGUCCGUCGAGUCCCCAGCACCUACUCAGGCUGCAGCAUUGCCGCUGCCUGGUGUCGGGCAAGAGCCGCAGCCUCCCGCACUCGGUCCAGGGGUGGCUGCCCUUCUGGGAGGUGGUUUUGCUGACCCCCCUCUGCAGGCAGUGCUGCUGGCAGGAGAAGCUGGGGAGACCCAGGGCACCUCGCUGUCCCCUGAGGGGGUGCAGCAAUCCCUCCCAGCACAGCAGGGAGAAUUAAAGGCAAGGACUCGAACUGCCUCAGAGAGCUCCACUGUCUCCUCGGAAGAUGACAGCCAGCCUUCCUCGGAGAGCGCGUCCGAGGACACUGCCGAAGAGCUGUCACCAUCAGAGGCGGGGAAGUCGGGUGAGGACAAGAGCUUCGGAUUCAGGUGGUUUGGCUGGUUUCGGUCGAAGCCCACCAAGGAGACCUCUUCCAAAGCUGUUUCUGAGAGGGCCCCAGACUCCCCCACGCUGGGACUGCAGACCAGCUCCCACGAAUCUCCGUCACCGGUGGGCACAGUCCCUCUCUUCAACCCUAUCCAGUUCUCUCAGCUCGCCGCCACCGCUCGCCCCAACCAACCCAGGCUUCUUUCCCGGCGGCGCUACCCCGACCCCCUGUGA